Messenger RNA from Miscanthus lutarioriparius, 1659 nucleotides. The record is from the annotation of a GenBank genome assembly. Lineage: Eukaryota; Viridiplantae; Streptophyta; Magnoliopsida; Poales; Poaceae.
AUGCAGAUCCUCAGCAUAUUUUACAGAAACCGCUCCUUGCUCAUCGCCGAUAGACAGAGACUAGCAUAUUUCAAUAGGUCUAGCCCCGAAGGGUGCCGCAUCCCGACAGCCAACACCUCGUCCCAUCCUGCUCCUCCGUUCUCGGUCAGUCCCGUCAAUCAGAACCUCAUCUUCUACAACUGCGCCAAGCCGCCGCCGCCAGGCGCGGGGCUCGUGGAGACGGUAUGCCACAAUAACACGUUUGUUCGUGCCGUCGAUGGGCGUCCCGACGAGUCAGCAGGCAGCUACUUUUUGGAGGACUGCAACGCUACCGUGGUACCGGUGCUCGGGGUAUCCGGCAAGGUGAACGCAACCAACUACGAGCAACUCGUCAGGGAUGGCUUCCUAGCGACAUGGCAGUGGCCACCACAGCUGCCGCCGCCAGGAGCAAAAAUGAAAACAAGUAUGGUAGUCGGAAUUGUCUGUGGAAUAGGAGGCGGCAGUCUAUUGGUAGCAUGCUUCUUUUUUGUCUGGCAUAAGCAAAAACUAAGGUUUUUCCUAUGCAAAAAGACCAGCAGCACCACAGAAGAGAACAUUGAGGCCCUAAUAUUAUUACAUGGGUCACUAACUCCAAAACGAUACAAGUACUCCGAAGUAACAAAGAUAACAUCUUCCCUUAAUAAUAAGCUUGGGGAAGGUGGUUAUGGCAUGGUUUUCAAAGGAAGGCUAGAUGAUGGUCGUCUAGUUGCAGUGAAGUUCCUGCAUGACUCCAAAGGUGACGGUGAGGAGUUUGUGAAUGAGGUUAUUAGUAUUGGCAGGACAUCUCACAUUAAUAUUGUUAGCUUAUUUGGGUUUUGUUUGGAAGGCUCAAAGAGGGCCCUCAUAUAUGAGUAUAUGCCAAAUGGUUCUUUGGAUAAGUAUAUAUACUCCGAGAAUCCCAAAGCAAUUUUAGGAUGGGAUAAGCUCUAUACCAUAGCAAUUGGGAUCGCUCGAGGGUUGGAAUACUUGCACCAUAGUUGUAAUACACGCAUAGUGCAUUUCGAUAUCAAGCCUCAAAAUAUCCUUCUGGAUCAGAACUUUCACCCAAAGAUUGCUGAUUUUGGUUUGGCCAAGUUGUGCCAUACCAAAGAGAGCAAACUUUCUAUGACCGGUGCUAGAGGAACACCUGGGUUUAUAGCUCCUGAAGUGCAUUCUCGAACCUUCGGAGUUGUUUCAGCAAAAUCAGAUGUUUAUAGUUAUGGAAUGAUGUUGCUAGAGAUGGUUGGAGGUAGAAAAAAUGUUAAAUCGAUGGCUCAAGAGUCAAGUGAAAUGUAUUUUCCACAUUGGAUUUAUGACCACUUUGGUCGAGACGAUGGAUUACAGGCAUGUGAAGUUACACGUGAAAACAAAGGAAUCGCUAGAAAAAUGAGUGUGAUUGGUCUGUGGUGCAUCCAAAUAUUACCAAUGCAUCGCCCUACCAUUGGAAUGGUCUUGGAAAUGUUUGAGAGAGGUUCAGAUGAACUAGACAUGCCACCAAGGCAAAACUUCAGUCAAAUAUUCGAAGAUCCAGCUUACAGUUUGAAUGCAAAAAGCACGAGCAUGAUUAGUGGUACCAAAACAAAUGUUUCUAGUGAAGUGCUAAAGAUGAAGGAGAUAAGCGUUGUAAAUUCAAAAAUCUUACAACGGUUACCAACUCUAUGA